AUGGCGACUGCGACAAUCGAAGUAUUGCCUGAUUGCCUCGUUCACAAAAUAGUCUCUUGCCUUAGCUUUAAAGAAGCAGCCAAGAUGAGUAUUCUCUCCAAAACAUGGUUACAAGGCUGGAUGACUCAUCAGAACUUGGAAUUGAAAGCUCAAAACUUCAAUGUGAUGAAAAUACUGGAUAAAAUCAUGGAAAGAUACAGGGACAGCAAAAUCCAUAUAGAAAAGUUUGAAUUUUUAAAAGCUUUUUCAAUCUCUGGUUUUGUCGAACUUUUCCCUCUGAUUGAUAAGUGGCUUGACAUCGCGCUUCAUAAUGGUGUAAAAGAUUUAGCGUAUAUAGAUGUUAGAUCUUCAUUAUAUCCCUUGCCUAUUUUCACAAUCUUGGCAGCAAAAUCUUUAAGAGAAUUGGUUUUGUGGGGUUGUGAUUUGAUAGGCGGCUCAUUAUCUGGUGGUUUGGCCAACUGCUAUUCGUUGAGAAAGCUUUCUCUAUGUGACGUUUGUUUAAACGAUAAUAUGCUUCAGACUCUACUCACUAGUUGUCCCUUGAUCGUCAAUUUCUUCAUUGAGCAUUGUACUGGGUUACAAAAGACUGAGCUACGGAAUCUUCAAAGGGUCAAGUCAGUUUCCAUUAAGACACUUAGAAAGCAAUGUGCUAAAAUUCAAGCACCAUCUCUUGAACACUUGUUGAAGAAUUGGAUAUUAUUGAGUGGUAGAAUCUGA
Messenger RNA from Nicotiana tabacum (common tobacco), 717 nucleotides. RefSeq names its product F-box/LRR-repeat protein At3g03360-like. Lineage: Eukaryota; Viridiplantae; Streptophyta; Magnoliopsida; Solanales; Solanaceae. Gene Ontology annotation, molecular function: protein binding. The record is from RefSeq and is a predicted model, not a curated record.